AUCUAUCUAUCUAUCCCUUGAGCCAACCCAUUCGCUGACUGACACACCAACGCUGGCCUAGCCAGCCAGCCAGCCCAUGAGGCAUCAGCGAGCCACACUGUCGUCAUGUAUCCAUGUCUGAAUCGAGUCUCACAGCCAGCCCAUGGGUGUUGACGUCUACUUCUAUCCAAAUCCAACGCAGCAGCGACAGUUUUAUAUGGUUUGCAGCCACCGGAAAGCGAGAGAAAGAAAAUCAACCGAAAAACACCAGAGCAAAACCAUGAGCCACGCCCAAGCCCACGCGGAUCAUGUCACAGAGUGUGGUACAUUAGUAUAGCACCCCAUGCCAUACACGACACCCACCGCCCGCCCGGCCCGAUCCUAUAUAUCCCACGCCUCUUCCUGCCUCCCUCCCUCGACUAUCAAUCCACCUACAAUUCGAGGUUCUAGCAUCGUUUACCAACAGAAGAAGCGCACAUAGGUACCUGGGUCCUGGAAUAGUACUACUCCACGGCAGUCAGUGUUCCGAAAUGGACAGCUCCAGCUGCCUCGCGGAUGAAACCAACAGCGGCGGCGCGUCCACGGACAAGCUCAAGGCGCUGGUCGCGGCGGCCACGGCCACGGCACCGCUGGAACGCAUGGGCAGCGGCGCAAGCGCGGUGCUGGACGCGGCCGAGCCUGGCGCCGAGGCGGACUCCGGCCGUGUCGUGCAGCAGGGCGCCGGCGUUGGCGGGAAGCUCCCCUCGUCCAAGUACAAGGGCGUCGUCCCGCAGCCCAACGGGCGCUGGGGCGCGCAGAUCUACGAGCGGCACCAGCGCGUGUGGCUCGGCACCUUCGCCGGCGAGGCCGACGCGGCGCGCGCCUACGACGUCGCCGCGCAGCGCUUCCGCGGCCGCGACGCCGUCACCAACUUCCGCCCGCUCUCCGAGUCCAGCCCCGACCCCGCCGACGCCGCCGAGCUCCGCUUCCUCGCCUCCCGCUCCAAGGCGGAGGUCGUCGACAUGCUCCGCAAGCACACAUACUUCGACGAGCUCGCCCAGAGCAGGCGCGCUUUCGCCGCCGCUGCUGCUUCCGUCCCCACCAUCGCCUCGCGCCAUAACGGGCAGCACUCUUCGCCAAGUCCGUUCCCUGCCGCGGCAGCGGCUGCCGCUGCCGCGGCAAGGGAGCACCUGUUCGACAAGACGGUCACGCCCAGCGACGUGGGCAAGCUGAACAGGCUGGUGAUACCGAAGCAGCACGCGGAGAAGCACUUCCCGCUGCAGCUCCCCGCGGCCGCCGCGGCCGGGGGCGGCGGCGAGAGCUGCAAGGGCCUGCUGCUCAACUUCGAGGACGCCGGCGGCAAGGUGUGGCGGUUCCGCUACUCGUACUGGAACAGCAGCCAGAGCUACGUGCUCACCAAGGGCUGGAGCCGCUUCGUCAAGGAGAAGGGACUCCACGCCGGAGACGUCGUCGGCUUCUACCGCUCCGUCGCCGGCGCCGGGGAAGACAGCAAGCUCUUCAUCGACUGCAAGCUGCGGCCCAACAGUACUAACACCGCCGCCGCCGCAGUCUUUACGGACCUCCCUGUGGAUCAGUCGGCUCCUGUGGCCAAGCCCGUGAGGCUCUUCGGCGUUGACUUGACCAUACAGCCGGCCCCGGAGCAGGGGACGGCCGGGUGCAAGAGGACUACCAGGGACUUCGUGAAACCGGCCGGCCCGCAAGUGCCGUUCAAGAAGCAAUGCAUAAAGCUCGCACUAGUGUAGAGUAGUAGCAACUGCUGUUAAUUGUAGCUUGAUUUCUCGUUAGAAAGUUGCGGUUUUUUUGCUCGCAUAAUUCAGGUGAUAGCGUAGUCCCUCCUUGGUAUCUCACCACGCUAGCUUGUUUAUUUGUCUUGUUCUUCCAUGCUCUGAUGUAAAUCUUUUCCUCCCAAAAGGUGUUAUACCAAUGAAGCAAACCUUAGAAAGGUUAGCUAGAUCGCCGAUCAACUAACAAGGAAGAAGAAGAACAUAACUACUUAUUAACAUUUUUAA
Molecule: messenger RNA, 1988 nt
Organism: Brachypodium distachyon (stiff brome)
Lineage: Eukaryota; Viridiplantae; Streptophyta; Magnoliopsida; Poales; Poaceae
Product: AP2/ERF and B3 domain-containing protein Os01g0693400
Exons: 1
Coding region: 510-1721 (403 amino acids)
Biological process (GO): regulation of DNA-templated transcription
Molecular function (GO): DNA-binding transcription factor activity; DNA binding
Source: RefSeq, a predicted model, not a curated record